Trypanosoma cruzi is the source of this 1473-nucleotide messenger RNA. RefSeq lists its product as uncharacterized. The transcript has a single exon. NCBI's taxonomy places the organism in Eukaryota, Euglenozoa, Kinetoplastea, Trypanosomatida, Trypanosomatidae. The record is from RefSeq and is a predicted model, not a curated record. Bases 1 to 1473 code for a protein of 490 amino acids.
AUGCGCCGCAUUGUUGGUGGCGGUGCCGUGUACUUGAGACGCGGCGAAGCAUUGACGGCAACGUUGUGUUUUUGCCGCGGCUACCACAUGCCGGGGUGGAAGACAAAAGUAAGCACGAGGGAUGCGCGGACGCGGGAGCAGCGGGAGGCAGACCGAAAGGCACGGCAGAUUGAAAAACUCCCGCGGCCGCAGGCGUUGCAUGACUUUCAGUACCCCUACGAGAAGACGGUUCUCAGUGACACCAUGUUUCAAUACCCCGUGUACGAGAACGAGCUUGACACCCCGCACCUCUUCAACAUUGUACCCCCACCCGACUUCUUUAUUUACUGGAAUGCAUCCGAUUUUGAGCGGACGUCAUACCCGCCGCUUCCGGAUGAGGACCACCGGCUGCUUGUGCCACGCGCGGAUCUGUUGGCGUGGAAAAAUCACCGUCAACGCUCUCUGAAGUACCUUCGCAAACACGAGGUCCUGCCGCGCUAUCUACCGCAUGUGCACCAGGACGUGAACCUCUCUGUUGUUUUUCCAGGGACGUACGCCACACGGGCCCGCAAAUGCGAAGAAACAGGGGAGUCGCUGCCACCGCCACCGCCCGUUAGUGAAUUGACGCCUCGCAACUUCUGGAUGACCGCCCACUGUGGAAAUUACAUUGAGCUGACAGAAUUACAACAUCCGCCAUCUAUUUUUUUCUUUGAGGAAGAGGAAGGUGAGAGAAAGGAGUCAGCCAGUGGGGCUGAAUUUUACAUGCUUAUUAUAGCCUCUCCUGAUUUCCCUUAUCGCGUUCCCCCUGAAUCCGAUGGACGGAAGGAAAAAGGUUUCUUCCUUAAUUACAUGGUUGCCAACCUUCCAGGAGGUGGCAAUGGCCCACAUGCACCCGUAGCAAAGGGUGUCGUAGUGGAUACACGGGGUGCCGACAAAAAAGGCGAUGUUGUGAUGCCGUAUGUUCCUCCAUUGCCAACGGAAGACGCGGGGACAACUCGUCACUUGUGUAUGCUUUUUAAGCAGUCUGAUUACGCGAGUAGUUUGACCACCGUCAUGGACGAAACGGAGGAAAGUUUCAUUGCCCGUAGUGAUUUCCGCAUCCAUGCACCUCACCGUGAAGGGUUUUCAGUGACGGCUAACACAACGCUUCGUGAGGUCGAUGCGGUGCUUCCACCUGACCCAUGUGCUGUCACAUUUUUUCAAACGAAGUGGGACAUUCAGGUGCAGGAGUUUUACGAGUCUCGUGGACUUCCAGAGCCGGCUGCUCCACCGGAUGAGGAAAUCGAGGCAAUUCUUGCGUUUCAUGCAAAGAAGCCAUCGGAAUUGCGGGUUCGUGCUCGCCACCGCCCUGAUGGGUCUACAAAUAUUGGGGAUGAUCCCAAUUUCUGGGGCCAGUCAGAGCCAACCAUGAUGGCAAACGGUUCUAUGCAAUCCCUUUGGUCUCGGCGAACUGCACUGGGUAGAAACGGUGUGCCCGUAACGUACCGGCGAUGA